Messenger RNA from Otolemur garnettii (small-eared galago), 1897 nucleotides. It is a transcript of the gene NRBF2, whose product is annotated as nuclear receptor binding factor 2. Gene Ontology annotation, biological process: autophagy. Lineage: Eukaryota; Metazoa; Chordata; Mammalia; Primates; Galagidae. The coding region runs from base 214 to 1080 and encodes 288 amino acids. The transcript is spliced from 4 exons. The record is from RefSeq and is a predicted model, not a curated record.
CCAUGCGUGGCGGCGGCGCCGGGGGCGGGUCUGCGGCGCGGCGCCGGAGGAGGAAGUGGCUUGGUUGUUGCUCCCUGCGCGCCCGCAGCUGGCUCUCGGGGAGCAGAGAGGGGCCGCAGUCUCCGCGGCUGCGUCGCGCCUCCCCGCUGGUCCCCUCCAUGUACCCCGGCGCCGCCGCUUUCCUUCCUCAGGCCGCCGCUUAUCCCGGGGUCUAUGGAAGUAAUGGAAGGACCUCUCAACCUGGCUCAUCAACAGAGCAGACGGGCAGACCGUUUAUUAGCUACAGGAAAAUACGAAGAAGCUAUUUCUUGUCACAAAAAGGCUGCAGCUUAUCUUUCCGAAGCCAUGACGUUGACACAAUCUGAGCAGGCUCAUUUGUCACUGGAAUUGCAAAGGGAGAGCCACAUGAAACAGCUGCUUCUCAUCCAGGAGCGGUGGAAAAGGGCAAAGCGUGAGGAAAGAUUGAAAGCUCAGCAGAACGCGGACAAGGAUGUGUCUCCCCAUCUUCAGACAUCUCACAAACCCUCUGCUGAAGACACAGAGGGCCAGAGUCCCCUUCUUUCUCAGAAGUACAGCCCUUCCACAGAGAGACACCUGCCUGAAAUACACGGCGUCUUUGACAGGGAUCCAGACACACUGCUGUUUCUACUUCAGCAAAAGAGUGAGCCAACAGAGCCAUGUAUGGGAAGCAAAGCCCCAAAAGAUGAUAAAACAAUUAUAGAGGAGCAGGCAACAAAAAUUGCAGAUUUGAAGAGACAUGUGGAAUUCCUUGUGGCUGAGAAUGAAAGGUUAAGGAAAGAAAAUAAACAACUAAAGGCUGAAAAGGCCAGACUUCUAAAAGGUCCGAUAGAAAAGGAGCUGGAAGUAGAUGCUGAUUUUGUAGAAAAGUCAGAGUUAUGGAGCUUGCCACCACCUUCAGAAACUGCUGCAGCCUCUUCAACCUGGCAGAAGUUUGCAGCAAAUACUGGCAAAGCCAAGGACAUUCCAAUACCAAAUCUUCCUCCCUUGGAUUUUCCAUCUCCAGAACUUCCCCUCAUGGAUCUCUCUGAGGAUAUUUUGAAAGGACUCAUGAAUAAUUAAAAUGGAAGGGUGUAGAUGAGAUGAGAAGAGGAAAUAAUACAACAAUACAGAGUUAAUUCAGCAAAAAAAAGGGAAAACCACAUAUAAGGGUAAUCCCAGAAAUGCUUCAUCAUCUGGCGUACUGUGGGAGAGGAGAAAUUGCCAGGACUUGGAAACAGUCACUGUGAAAUACGUUGCAUAUCUGAUUCACUGACUUGAGUUAAUGAUUCCAACUCAGCAGACACUAAAUCUUGGAGGUUCACUUUCUCCUGAUAAAAACCAAAUGGCUACCUGGAAUAAUUUUUUUCAAGCAACAAUUAUUUUUCUUAUCUUCAGGGUUAAAAUAUGUAAAAGUAUGUUAUGUGUAAUUAAUCUAUAAUGCCAUAAAUGAUAAUGCAAAACCUGAAUAGUAUGGUGGCCUGGUGGGCUGCCUUAUAUUUGAAACAUGCUUUUUAUCAUGCAUUGACUGUAUGCAUUUUGUCAUGCACAUUUUGUUUGUUUAAAUAAGGUGUGUAAGAUACACACUUUUCUAGAUGAAACUACAUGUGCCACACUUUGCACUACUCAUAACAUAAUGAUAACCUCAAGACUAUCAGGAGAAUAUUUAAAUUUCCAUUUUAUGAAGAAAAGAACCAAAUUAUUAGUUAUGCUUUUUUAAACAAAUUACCAGUUUACAUAAUUAAUCAGGGUGCAUUUUAAGUUCUAACUUUGUUUAUUGUAUAAUGCAUCAUUUGAAAAUACCAAGGAAAUGUCCUUUGUUUUUAAUGAUGCAUGAGUGGAAGUCUGCUAGUUGGCAGGAUUUGAUUGUAAGAAAUAAAUAAAAUAAUUGUGUUUUAUA